UGCCGUCAAGCACAGAUACAGUGCGGCAUUAGAAUUACGCUGCAGAGUGGCGGCGAAUUGGAGCCAGUCAACGACGACCUCCUCCGCGGCUGAGGCUGAUCUCGCGUGUCUCGGCAUGGCAGCCAUCGUUGCUGGCGUCCCGCAUGGGGCCGACCAGGCUGGCCCGGCACCGGCGAGAGCGCCGUCAAUCACCACCGGUCGCAGCUCGGACUCGCCGAGUGCCAUGUCCAGCCCCGCUUCAGCUGCAUCCCCAUCGAAUGUCUCCACUCCCGCGUCAUCAGGUUCGACGGCCGCUCCAAUCGCUAUCCGGCCCGGCGCAGCAAACAAAGCCCCUCCAAUCAAGCCUUCACCAGCGAUGGCCACCAUGGCGUCGCCGGCCGCCAGCUCGCCAGCGCCCGUGCCGCAGUCGAGGACCAUGACCAGCAAGGAAUGGGUCAUACCUCCGAGGCCGAAACCAGGCCGCAAGCCUGCUACUGACACCCCGCCAACCAAGCGCAAGGCCCAGAACCGGGCUGCGCAGAGGGCGUUCCGGGAGCGCAGAGCAGCCCGAGUUGGGGAGCUGGAGGAACAGAUAGAGGCGCAAAAGGCAGCCCACGAACGGACCGUUAAGGAGUUGCAGGAGCGCAUCAGCCAUUUGGAGAUUGAGAGGCAGACUCUCCAGUCACGAUGCCACUGGCUGGAGUCAAUGCUGGAUAAGGAGCGACAAGGCCGCGCUAGCAUGACGGGAAGCUGGGACGCUCACCAACAGGCAGCGGGACGGAGCGGCGGCCUGAUACCGGCGUCGUCACAGCCGAUUCCGGUCGGAGGGCCAGAGACUGUGCGGCAACUGCCUCCGGCUCCCCCAGAUGUCGCGGCACACUCUAUGCCCGCUGCCGAAUCCCGGCCCCCGCUGGCCCAACCGUUCGCCAUCUCGCAGAUAGUCUCGCCUGCAGAAGAGGGCACGGGGACGGCGGAUCUAGGUUGCGGCGGCUGCCAGGCGAACGGUUCGUGUGCUUGCGCAGAGGAAGUUCUCCGAAAUACAGACAUGGCUAUGGGGUGCGGGAAGUGCUCGCUGGGCACCAGGUGCGAGUGUCUCGAGGAGGCACUUCAAGCACCCGUGGCUGGCACCGACCUGAAACGGCCACUGCCGCCGAGCUCGCGGUCCUCACCAUCACCGGAGGAGAAGCGUCAACGCCCCAAUGCUGAAACCGCCAUGGAGACAGACUUUACCGCCAUGUUCUCCUCCCGCGGCCCCGCAGAACCGCCGCAGUCUAUCUUUUCCCCACCACGUCAGUCCCAACUACAGCCUCUGCCGUCGAUUGAGCCUAGAGAUCCCUGUGGGUUCUGCAAGGAGGGCACAUAUUGCGUGUGCGCGGAUACAAUGAUAACGACCACCUCUAUGCCGGCACCGGCGAGCCAGCCGACCGCUGAACAGACGCAAAUGCACACGCCUCCCCCGUCGGAUACUGACGUCGUACCGCCGCCCAUGGAGGUCACAGCGACGGGCGCUAUCAAACUUCCUGGUCUCCGGUCACUGCAGCAGGCUGCCAGCACCAGGCCGCCUGCCGGAGCCGGGGAGGGCUGUGGACCAAACGGGCCCGGCACAUGCGCACAAUGUCUUGCUGACCCCAAGUCCGGCCUCUUCUGCCGCUCUCUGGCAGCCAAUCUCGCGAGAAACAACCCCGGGGGCAACAGGGGCGAAUGUUGCGGCAACGGUGGGCCAGGCGGCUGCUGCAAGGCUGGUCAGGACCAGUCCGAGAAGGCUGCUAACGUCCCGCUCCUUACAACAACCACCGGCGCCUCAGGGACAACCAGCAACAGCUCCGCUGCCGCCCCCCGCCUUGGCCUCAGCCUCUCCUGCGCCGACGCCUACAAGACGCUGUCCAGCCACCGGCACUUCGACCGAGCAGCGGACGACAUUGGCUCCUGGCUGCCGAAGCUCAAGGCCUUGCCUGUCCCGCGGCCCCAGCCCGGUCCCGCGGGAGGCCGGGGCCUAGGGCGGGACGGGCGGGCACCAAUCGAGGUGGAGGCGGCCAGCAUCAUGAGCGUGCUUAAGGACUUUGACGUCCGCUUCGGCAGGGGUGAGUGAGUGAUUAAUCGCUUGUCGAAGGAAGCACCCUGGUCUGCGUAGGAGGGGGUUAGGCGGGGAAAGGUGUGAGGUGGGGGAG
Molecule: messenger RNA, 2147 nt
Organism: Thermothielavioides terrestris NRRL 8126
Lineage: Eukaryota; Fungi; Ascomycota; Sordariomycetes; Sordariales; Chaetomiaceae
Exons: 1
Coding region: 116-2068 (650 amino acids)
Cellular component (GO): RNA polymerase II transcription regulator complex; nucleus
Molecular function (GO): transcription cis-regulatory region binding; DNA-binding transcription activator activity, RNA polymerase II-specific
Source: RefSeq, a predicted model, not a curated record